Messenger RNA from Mirounga angustirostris (Northern elephant seal), 2181 nucleotides. It is a transcript of the gene GARIN2, whose product is annotated as golgi associated RAB2 interactor family member 2. Lineage: Eukaryota; Metazoa; Chordata; Mammalia; Carnivora; Phocidae. The record is from RefSeq and is a predicted model, not a curated record. Gene Ontology annotation, cellular component: nucleus. The coding region runs from base 11 to 1252 and encodes 413 amino acids. The transcript is spliced from 4 exons.
UGUAAGCACCAUGAAGAAGAACAAUAGGAACUCUACCACAAGGAUCAAUGAGCAAGAUGCCAUCUCCGUCCCACCCUCCCAAGAUCCAGGAGAUCUUCAAAAUAUGUUGAAUGGAGGAGAGUAUGCCGCUUUUGUAUCUCCUCCCAUAUUAGAGAGCAAUUUUAUCCAGGUUAACAGGAGAGGUGAAUCCAUUUACCUUCAUAACCGAGCCAACUGGGUGACUGUAGGCAUCUGCUCUUCCAGUAAAACCCACAAGACCCCCAAUGUGAUGCUUCUGGCACAUCUGACCCCUGAAGUUCAGAAAGAUACAGAACCCCUGUUUCAAAGUCUCCUGACAUCUCCUUCGCCAGAGAACCUGGUGCUCACCAGGUUUCUCCCUCUGCAGUUUGUGACUCUUUCUGUGCACGAUGCUGAGAAUAUGCGCCUCAAAGUAAAGCUGGUGAGUGGUCGAGCCUACUACCUACAGCUCUGCGCCCCGGCAUGUAAACAGGACACCCUCUUUUGUCAGUGGGUGGAACUCAUCUCCCUCUUGAAUGACGAGAAAGCCAAAGCUUCCAAACUGUCAGAAGUCUCAAGCCUCUCAGAAAUCACAAAUAGCACAGACAUCACAGGCUCGAGGGACAUCAUGGAUAUUGCAGCGUUCACAGCUCUACAGAGCCCACCCCUGUGCACAUGUUCAAACCCCGUACAUACUGCAGAAAGCACUGAUUUCUCAGAUUUCACAGAUGAUGUCACCGACAUCACCGAUGUCACAGAUGUUCCAGAAAAUGAGGUCAGAGAGGCCCCAGAUAUAAAUAUUGUCACAGAAGUCACGGAAGUCACAGACCUCUGUGACGUCCCAAACUGCUCAGAGGUCACAGUGGUGUUUGAAAAUGAUGACAUACUAAGGGCCAAGCAAGAGGAAAAGGAAAGACUAGGAAACACUCUGAAGUCUGGGUGUCUACGAGAUGCAAAAACUAAGAACGAGCUCAGAGAACCCUCAAAACAUGUCACCAUCUCAAACGUAACAUUGACUUUCCAAGGUGAACAAUGUUUUCAUACUACCUUGACUCAAGAAGAAAGUGAGACAAGUUCAUUCAAAGGGAUGUGUGCCAGAUCCUCUGAAAUAAGGACAACUGAAUUUAAAAGCACAGCUCUCGAGGCUGAGGAAUCCAGGUAUGUGAGGCAGGGAAACUCCAGGGGUGCUGAGACGGGGAGUAAUGUAAGUAAGUAUAUGCUCUCAAGUCUCUGCCACUGUGGCAUUUGUUGCUGAAGAUUCUCAGCUAUAGCUACAAUGAAUGAUGACAUAGUCAACUCUUGAUUAUCCACAUUUGGUUUAACCUCACCUAAUUUUUAUUUUCCUGUCAACUUCUCACACCAUGCAGCUCACAUUCUAGACUACCUGGCAUCAGCUGUGUGUGCUAAAGAAUAUAGGAUAAAAUCAGGGUGUCCACGUUUUGGAGUUAAGGCACUCAUCUCCCAGAGUGACUUAUGGAUGCUCUUCCUUUUAUCUUUGUACUUCUCUCCAUGUUCUUCUCUACAUAUUUCUUAUGCUUUUCUACAUUUCCAACAAACAACUUCAUAAUCUGAAAAAAAUUUUUCAUAAUUUUAUUUAUUCUUUUUAAAGAUUUAUUUAUUUAAUAUUUUAAAUAGAGAGUGCAAGCAGCGGGAGGGACAGAAGGACAGGGGGAGAGAGAGAGAAUCCUGGAGCAGGCUCCCAGCUGAGCACAGAGCCUGACUCACAGGACUCCAUCUCACGACCCUGAGAUCAUGACUGAAGCCAAAAUCAAGUGCUGGGCGGCCAACCGACUGAGCCACUGACUGAGCCCAACUGACUGAGCCCCUGUUUUCAUCAUUUUAAUACUCAAGUGCAAGCUGAAUGUGAGAGAGCACUGCUGUAUUCUAAAGAUAAAAGUUAAUCCAACCAUUUCAAAAUAACACCUAAAAAGAAACCAGAGAAACAUGUAGAAUUUUAAAUGCUUACUUGAGCAAGAGUGAAAUAGGGAAUGUAAUGAAUUAUGUCUAAAAUCUUUUUAAAUAUAAAAAAACAAGCAGGAGAAAACAAAAACCAAAAAAAAGAAAGAAAUGAAAAAGAUUAUAAGUAAUUUGAAGUGCUAUGGAGUUCUUCAAAAAGAAUGACAAAACAGGCAAACCACUGGACAAUUUUUUUAAAAAAAUGAUAAAAUUAGGGACGCCUGGGUG